AUGUUCCUGAAUAAGUGCGAGGGGGACCUGGGCGAGCUGCGGAAGCCGGGGGACGGUGAGGGCACCCCGCCGGCCGCUGCCGAGGAGGAGCAGCCCAAGAAGAAACACCGGAGGAACCGCACCACCUUCACCACCUACCAGCUGCACGAGCUGGAGCGCGCCUUCGAGAAGUCCCACUACCCCGACGUCUACAGCCGCGAGGAGCUGGCCAUGAAGGUCAACCUCCCCGAGGUCCGCGUGCAGGUCUGGUUCCAGAAC
Phaethon lepturus (White-tailed tropicbird) is the source of this 258-nucleotide messenger RNA. RefSeq names its product retinal homeobox protein Rx1. The transcript has 2 exons. Gene Ontology annotation, molecular function: DNA-binding transcription factor activity, RNA polymerase II-specific; RNA polymerase II cis-regulatory region sequence-specific DNA binding. The record is from RefSeq and is a predicted model, not a curated record. Lineage: Eukaryota; Metazoa; Chordata; Aves; Phaethontiformes; Phaethontidae. The annotation marks the transcript as partial. Gene Ontology annotation, biological process: positive regulation of transcription by RNA polymerase II.